AUGGCACUAGGGCUUUUCUGGUUGGUGGGUUUCCUUGUCCACAUUCUCUCAGUGAGUGCCGAGACCCUCAAUUAUGAAUGGAACAUCACUUGGGUAUCGGCCAAUCCAGAUGGCUUGCAAGAACGUCUUGUGAUUGGUAUUAAUGGCCAAUGGCCCCUUCCGGUGCUCAAUUUCACCCUCGGCGAUCGAGUGAUUGCAAAGGUAUACAAUGCUUUGGGCAAUGAAUCUACCAGCAUACAUUGGCAUGGCUUUUUCCAGAAUGGAACCACCCAUAUGGAUGGUGCUCCGAGUAUAACACAGUGUGACAUUGCCCCGGGGUCCACAUUCGUUUACAACUUCACUGUAAAUCAAACGGGCACCUAUUGGUACCACUCACAUGCUCGAGGCCAGUACCCAGAUGGCCUACGGCAGGCGCUAGUGAUCAAGGGUCCUGAUGAGCCGUAUUCUGACCAGUAUGAUGAGGAGCGUGUGAUUACUCUAUCAGAGUGGUAUCAUGACCCCAUGCCGACCCUGCUGAAGCAGUUUAUCAGUGUUACAAAUCCUACUGGAGCAGAGCCUGUCCCAAAGUCUGCACUCAUGAAUGAUACUCAGAACUUGACCGUAGCUGUUGAGCCAGGGAAGACUUACCUAUUUCGUUUAGUCAAUGUGGCGGCCUUCGCAAGCCAGUAUUUCUGGAUUGAGGACCAUACCAUGAAAAUUGUGGAGGUCGAUGGCGUAUGGACUGAACCAGCUGAAGCCAGUAUGAUCUAUAUUACAGCAGCGCAACGCUACAGUUUCUUGGUGACAAUGAAAAAUGACACAAGCAAGAACUACGCUAUGGUGGGAAGUAUGGACACGGACCUCUUCGAUGCACUCCCUCCGACUCUGAACUACAACGUUACGGGAUGGCUAGUCUACGACGACAAGGCUGAAAAACCGGGUCCGGCUGAUAUUUCAUCAUUCGAUCCAUACGAUGACUUCGGACUUGUCCCUGCCGAUGGUGAGAAACUAUUGGGUGACCCUGACUACACAGUCACUCUCGAUCUUUCCAUGGAUAAUCUGGGAGACGGUGCUAAUUAUGCCUUCUUCAAUGGUAUAACAUAUGUUAUGCCUAAAGUGCCAACGCUUUACACGGCUUUAUCCACCGGGUCAGCUGCCACAAAUUCCACUGUAUACGGUUACAAUACCAACGCCUUCAUCCUGAAUAAAGGCGAUAUCAUUGACCUUGUCCUGAACAACGACGACACGGGAAAACAUCCUUUCCAUCUUCAUGGUCAUAAUUUCCAAGUCGUCGCUCGCAGCGAUGAAGACGUAGGUCACUAUGAUGCCAACAACCAUCCUGCUUUCCCGUCAGUCCCGAUGCGAAGGGAUACUAUAUACGUGAAGCCGACAGGACACUUUGUCAUCCGAUUCCGAGCGGAUAAUCCAGGUGUAUGGAUCUUUCACUGUCACAUCGAAUGGCACAUGGACGCCGGCCUUGCGGUUGUCCUGAUUGAAGCGCCAUUAGAUCUGCAACAGACACUUACAAUUCCAGACGACCACUGGCAGGCAUGCGAUGCAAGUAAUACCUUGAAAGAGGGCAAUGCAGCAGGAAACACAAAAGACUUUUACGAUCUGACUGGGGCGAACACCUCGGUUCCUCCACUGCCCGCCGGGUUUACUGCGCGAGGCAUUGUGGCCUUGGUUUUCAGCUGCAUUGCCGCAAUUCUAGGUUUAAUAAGUAUUGUCUGGUAUGGCAUGGCACCGAUUACAGUAAAACAAUCGCCAACCGAUGAGACGAGGGAAGAAAAUAGUAAUUAA
Messenger RNA from Aspergillus nomiae NRRL 13137, 1779 nucleotides. RefSeq names its product putative ferrooxidoreductase Fet3 (gene fetC). Gene Ontology annotation, molecular function: copper ion binding; ferroxidase activity. The record is from RefSeq and is a predicted model, not a curated record. The transcript has 6 exons. Lineage: Eukaryota; Fungi; Ascomycota; Eurotiomycetes; Eurotiales; Aspergillaceae. Gene Ontology annotation, biological process: reductive iron assimilation; cellular response to iron ion starvation. Bases 1 to 1779 code for a protein of 592 amino acids. Gene Ontology annotation, cellular component: high-affinity iron permease complex.